CCCCUUCCUUCUCUCCCACAUCCCCACGAAACCGGCACCCCCACUUACACUGCGGACUGAGGUUGGACCACGACGCACAACAAUGGUGCGAACCCCACUGGCAGAGAUGGCCGAGAGAGCCCUGAAGUUACGCAUUCCCAGUCAUGACUACUUCCCUGCCCAGUAUUCGGUGUGUUCAAACUUUAGAAAUGCUGCCAAAUGGGUACAAAGCAGCUUAUCUGCAACAGAAAUAGAAAUUUUUCGCGCUUUACCAUGGGGCCAUCUUAUUGACAUCCCACCCACACAAUUCUCUGGCCAAGUCUUUCACAUGCUGGCCUUACACCUUGUGCAGGAGCAACCUGAUGAGGAGCUGUGGUUUGCCAUUGG
Molecule: messenger RNA, 366 nt
Organism: Cuscuta europaea
Lineage: Eukaryota; Viridiplantae; Streptophyta; Magnoliopsida; Solanales; Convolvulaceae
Source: the annotation of a GenBank genome assembly